Messenger RNA from Striga asiatica, 348 nucleotides. Lineage: Eukaryota; Viridiplantae; Streptophyta; Magnoliopsida; Lamiales; Orobanchaceae. The record is from the annotation of a GenBank genome assembly.
AUGUACAUUCGAUUAUGUGCCUCUCACAUUCAGAUAAGAAGGCGUGGCCGUGCCGUUUUACGGAGAUUUUGGGCUGAGAUAAGAGUGCUGGCGAAGGUGAAAAGCAAAAGCAGACAACAGCAUGGGGCAAGGUACACGGUACCCCAACAAUGGCGUCAGGUCGACGACGGGGCUGACGAAAGGCAUCUCGGACAACUCUCCAGCACGGUGCUAUUCGAAUGCGGGGCCAUCCCCGAUGGUCUUUUCAACGGGAGAAAAGUGUUCGCAAUGGGUUGCUUGAAGGCUACUCAUAUGAGGAAGGCCCUCUGGCUGCUGGUGCUCGAGUACAAGAAGGGAGAAGAGGAAUAG